UUGUAGUGUUGAUUCCACACGGAACUCAUUCGGGGAUAGACGCAUGUGGUAGCUAGGUUUUGAUUGAAGCCCAUAGCAACAUCAAUAAUAAAGUGUAAGAGGUUCUCUCCAAUACACGUCUGAAUUGAAUCAGGGAAAAGGGAAAGGAGGAUGUUUAAAAACACAUUCCAGAGUGGAUUUUUAUCCGUGCUCUACAGCAUUGGAAGCAAGCCCCUUCAGAUAUGGGAUAAAAAGGUGAGAAAUGGUCACAUUAAGAGGAUUACAGACAAUGACAUUCAGUCUCUGGUGCUGGAAGUGGAAGGAACAAAUGUCAGCACUACAUACAUCACCUGUCCAGCAGACCCCAAGAAGACGCUUGGCAUCAAACUUCCAUUCUUGGUUAUGAUAAUCAAAAAUUUAAAGAAGUAUUUCACCUUUGAAGUUCAGGUAUUAGAUGACAAGAACGUGAGGCGUCGUUUCCGUGCCAGUAACUACCAGAGUACGACCCGUGUGAAGCCCUUCAUUUGCACCAUGCCAAUGCGGCUGGACGACGGCUGGAACCAGAUCCAGUUCAACCUGUCCGAUUUCACGCGUAGGGCUUAUGGCACCAACUACAUCGAGACCCUUCGCGUACAGAUUCAUGCAAAUUGUCGCAUACGAAGGGUGUACUUCUCUGACAGACUGUACUCUGAGGAUGAGCUGCCAGCAGAAUUCAAACUCUAUUUGCCCGUUCAAAAUAAAUCCAAGCCCUAGGGUGAAGAGAUUCUCCUUUCCCCUCUCCCCAGACGUUAAAUUAUUUCCAGAUCAUCUUUGAAAUCUUUUGGUGAAAAUGUUUACUUUUUUAGUCAUGUAAUUGUCUCUUUUACUGUCUAUAUGGAAUUUGCACAAUAAAUGUUUUAUACAAAAAUAAUUAUGUUAUGCAUGAUCAUGUGCAAAUGGGUAUUACCCAUCCAAAGGUUUAGUAAUACUUAAAAGGAGUAUGUUUUGAAGGACAUACAGUACAGCACAAUGCAGAUAAAAAAGAAGAAAGAAAAUAGAUUCAAAAAGAUUCACAGAUCAAAAUGAAAUGUAAAUCAUGAGGAAGCAGUUGACCAUUACCAGAAAUUAUAAACUCAAUUAUUUGGAGACAAGAUUUGAGGAAACAGAAAUUGCUAUACAACAGAAUGAAGUUCUGUCUUAUCCAGACAAAUAUUUGUCAUUCUUUUUCUCCAAAAAAAUUUGGACACAACUGAACGCAGUUUUAUUUUUAUUUUUGCUUUGUUUUCACAAGAGUGAAAAUAAAAGCUAGGAGCAGGGAGGCCGGAAAUAAGUCCCUUUUAUCAACGGAUGGAAAUGACAGAACUAUACUGUCAUGAGCACCAGUCCUCCCAGAGGAUACAUCACAGAAAAAGCAUUUGCAUUCAUUCUGCUGUUCCAUAAACACCCCAGUAUUUAAGGCCUGGUAAUAGUACAUUCUACAAAGACAAAAAUUAGUAAAAUCCCCAAAUGUUCAUUGCUGUAAGAAAAUGCUGAUCACCUUCAACAAGCUAUACACAUUGUACUUAAAAUUACACAAAUUAUAGAAUUACAGAUACCAUUUCACUACACUGGAGGUGUUGUCAACCCCAUGAAAAAAGAAAUCAUUGGCAAGAACAAUUCAUUGUCUACAAAUGUGCUUGUUUGUGUCUGUGUAUUUCUUUAUUGCUCCUACCACACAUUUUGAUGGAUGCAUUCGUGCAGGAAUGGAGCACCAGAUAGCAUUAAUAUGGACGCUAUACACAAAACUGUUAUUUUCAGUUGGACAGGUUUGUCAUUUUGACAGAUGGAUGAAUCUUGAGCAAUUUAAAUGUUAUCAACUAAUGUGCUCAAUUGAAAAUGUAUUCCGUACACUUUUUAAAAGUCUAUUGAUGUAUGUAUCAAUAAGCAAUUAAUGCAGAGAUUUCAUAUUCCAAUACCACAGAAAAGUAGAGAUAAAAGAAGUUGAGGAAGGUAAAGGUGAAAACU
Conger conger (European conger) is the source of this 1962-nucleotide messenger RNA. Its product is annotated as cilia- and flagella-associated protein 20. Lineage: Eukaryota; Metazoa; Chordata; Actinopteri; Anguilliformes; Congridae. The record is from RefSeq and is a predicted model, not a curated record. Bases 151 to 732 code for a protein of 193 amino acids. Gene Ontology annotation, cellular component: motile cilium; ciliary basal body. The transcript is spliced from 6 exons. Gene Ontology annotation, biological process: positive regulation of cell motility; regulation of cilium beat frequency involved in ciliary motility; cilium assembly.